UUCACGCGGAGCAGACGCUACACCGUUUGCGCGGAUAGACCGUAGAAGGACCUUGCACAAUUCGUCUUCGGGAGGUGGUGUUUUUAUUGUUUUAUUGACACAACGCGUGCAGCGCAACAACAGCAACAGCCCCUCAGUGUGUGUUUGUGUGUCUGUGCAUCUGUGCGAUACGAAUGGUGACAAACAAAGACUAAGAGGAUUAAGUUGCCGUAAGAGUGAGCCCAGUUUAUCCUAAGCAAAUUUGUUUGAAAACAUUCGCCGAAUCCCGAAGGGAAGGAUCAGUAUUUCAAUAUGUUGUCGAUCAAGCGCCUACUGCUUGGUCUCACCAUCGUGACAAUUGGCACUGUUUCUUCCUAUAAAGAUGAUCUCCAUGACUACGCCCCACAAUACGCUCACCCGGCGUACUCGUUCAGUUACGGCGUGAAGGAUCUGCAUAGUGGCGACGUCAAGUCACAGUGGGAGACGCGCGAUGAUGGCAUCGUCAAGGGGCACUACAGCGUCGUCGAGCCGGAUGGUUCGAUCCGUGAGGUCGACUAUACGGCCGACUCGAAGACGGGCUUCAAUGCGGUCGUCAAAACGCACGGUCCGAAUGCGCACCCGGUGAAGGAUGAGCAUAAUGAGCAUCACCAUUACUACGACGAGCAUCAUUCGCAGUCGAAGAUUAAUCAUUUCAGCAAGGGACAGGAUCAUCUGAUUCUGAGCUCCGAUCUGCCCCAUCACGAGAAGGAAAUUGCCGAGAUUAGCGAGAAAAAGCGUCCGAUUCCAUCGAUCCUGGAGCUGAAGCCGCAUGUCAAUCUAGAGAAACCACUGGUCGCUUACAAGCACUACGAACCACCGAAGACGAUCUUUAAGCACUACUCGUACGAUGAGCUGAAACCGCAGCACUCGAGCGGCUCGGAGUACGAGCACGGCCACAAACACUACGCCCCGGAAUCGUCGGACUUCUUCUCGGAGUCGGUCGAGGACGAUAAGGAUCUGUUUAAGCCGAGCAUCCGCAUCGAGGAAGUGAAAGCGCCGGAUCUGUCGAAGCUGCGGCCAAUCUCGCCGGAUGUGGACUUUUCGAAGAUCACGGAAAGUGAACUCGGUCCGUACUACACGAAGGACAGCUUCCGGCCGUUCGCUCAGUACAGCAACACCGUGUCGCACCCGGUGACGCUGCAGAAGGCCAAGGUGCACACGGUGCACGUGGACAGUCGGCCGAAGAAAAACCUGCUGAAACCGCUCACCACGCCCGGGCUGAAGAACUUUGCUUCACCGUCGGUCUACAAGUUUAAUGCGCGCACUGGGCCCGUCCACCGGCCCACCGAUUACUCCAGCUACUUCAAGGGCAAGGGAGCGAGUCGCCAGUCACGCACCGGGCCCGUCCUGUUCGUCCCGAACGAGCAGAAGGAAGCGUCACAGCGCAUGGUCCAGUCGAUGCUGUCACGGCAGCCAUCGCGCAAACAUCCGGUCUAUGCUACUAAUUACGCUUAAGGCUUAAGGUGGUGUGGGGGACGGGAGGUAACCGGCCUCCCAAAAUGUCCCCACCAUGCACAGUGCAAUACAAUCACGAGCAAACCGUCGUGCGUGAUAGUCUAAUUUAAAAACGAAAGGAAGCAAUUCAUAACUCGCUAGUAUAAAGGCACGGCUCGAAGGGAUCUGUUGCGUCUUACAAAUA
Messenger RNA from Anopheles aquasalis, 1657 nucleotides. It is a transcript of the gene Cpr76Bc, whose product is annotated as Cuticular protein 76Bc. Gene Ontology annotation, cellular component: extracellular matrix. The record is from RefSeq and is a predicted model, not a curated record. Lineage: Eukaryota; Metazoa; Arthropoda; Insecta; Diptera; Culicidae.